GUGAGGGUUCUACUUCCGGCUUCAAGUGAUCGAUGUCUAGUUACCGUCUUUCCCACGUUGCUCCUCUACUCUGCGCCCUCACCAUUGUCAUCGUCAUCAGCAUUAUCUGGCAUUACCCACAUCGUCGUCAUCAUCAAACGUCCAAUUUCUGUUCUCUCUUCUGUUUGUCUCUGCCCCUAAGCCGGCUUGGACACGAUAAUCUCCGGUGCUUUCUUUCCAGCCUUCCCUCGCCCAGCAGAGACAUUCACUGAAAACCCUAAUAUCUUGUCCGUGGACGAUACUCGACACUGCAGUAUGCCGCCAAUGGAGCGACCACGACGACCGGCUCUACGACUCAUGAUUCCGACGUCUAACUGUCCCCGGUUUCCUUCAAGGGAUCCCUCCGCCGGGUUAUUUGACGUCGACGAAAUCCACUCUCGCCGCAUCCGGCAACCUCGACCCGAAGAUGACGGUCCGCGCGCUCCUCCAAGCAUAUCUUCUUUCGUCUUUGCCAAUGAAUUGCUCCCCCCUCAACCCUAGCAUAUCGACAUGGACAUAUCUAUCCGCCUGGGUCGGCCGCGAGAUCUUCCUCAUCUGAAGAAGGUCCAAAUUGCCUCUACCCUGAACUUGAGGACCUCCGUGAGAUGGAGAACAUGGCUGCCGUGGCGCGCCAGGCAUACGACAUAUAAGGGAGACCUCUUGAAUCUUUGCCUUAUAAAAGGGAUGCUAUGGGUUGCCGUCGCCAAGCUCGCAACUGGAGAAGACUGGAUCGUUGGUUUUGCAAUUGGCAUCCUGAAGGACGACUGGGACCAAGAAGAGCGUUGUGACGACGUUCUUUACAUCGUGAUCCAUGUCCAUGCUUCUGUGCGUCGAAUGGGCGUCGGAAGCCAGCUUCUGAAACAGGCUGAGCAACACUUGUGGGAGAGAGGCUUCGAUUAUCUGGUCGCAUCGGCUUUCAGGGAAGAACCAUGGAAGGGGCCGGAGGAGACGUUCUUGAAAAAGAAUGACUCCCAACGAGUAAAUUUGUUGGGCUUCCAACGAAGGUGCCCGUGUCCACGCAUUAUGGCUGAAAUCCAUUGUCUGAACAGCAAGUUGAGCGAGAUACAGCCGGGUAUGGAAAGGGUUUUGUGGAUCAAAUCCUUGCCUCCCAGGCUUGGCUCGAAGCGCUAUGAUGACAGCACUCCCCCAUCCGAUGAGAGCACGCCCAAGUCCUACGGGUGGCCUUCACUCCGGAGGCUCCUGCUUUAAGAUUAUGAUUACAUCGAUGAUUGAAAGCUGGCAAGGAACAGAAAUUGGUGAUGAAGAGCACUAGGAGCUUGCCAUGUUCAUGUUCUCAAUUAGCGUUUGGUUGAUAUGGAUUUCAGAAUAGCGUACUACCUGGGGUAUAACAGCCUCACAAAAUAGCACAAAACAAGCAACAGCUAUCUACUACGUAACCACCUGCGGCGACGUGGUUUGAAGGAAUAGAACACAAAUUCUGGAC
This is a messenger RNA of Neurospora crassa OR74A, 1462 nucleotides long. RefSeq lists its product as hypothetical. The coding region runs from base 529 to 1227 and encodes 232 amino acids. The record is from RefSeq and is a predicted model, not a curated record. Gene Ontology annotation, molecular function: acyltransferase activity, transferring groups other than amino-acyl groups. Lineage: Eukaryota; Fungi; Ascomycota; Sordariomycetes; Sordariales; Sordariaceae. The transcript has a single exon.